GAGAGGCGUCUGCAUAUGUAUGUUGUGUACUGUCAGAACAAGCCCAAGUCGGAACAUAUCGUCUCAGAGUAUAUUGAGACUUACUUUGAGGAGUUGCGGCAGCAGCUGGGCCACAGGCUGCAGCUCAACGACCUGCUCAUCAAACCCGUCCAGAGGAUCAUGAAGUACCAGCUGCUGCUCAAGGACUUCCUGAAGUAUUACACCAAAGCUGGAAUGGACACAGAGGAGUUGGAGAAAGCAGUAGAAGUGAUGUGCUUUGUGCCAAAACGUUGCAAUGACAUGAUGAAUGUCGGCAGACUACAAGGCUUCGAGGGGAAGAUCACAGCCCAGGGCAAACUGCUCCAGCAAGACACCUUCACUGUUACCGAGCAGGACAGUAGCUUUCUGUCCCGAGCUAAGGAAAGACGGGUAUUCCUGUUUGAGCAGCUGGUCAUCUUCAGUGAGCCAAUCGACAGGAAGAAAGGUUUCUCGCUCCCUGGAUACAUCUUUAAGAGCAGCAUCAAGGUGAGCUGCCUGGGAGUGGAGCCCAGUGUGGACGGCGAUGAUGCCCGCUUUGUGCUGACAUCACGUAACCCUGAUGGGAGUGUAGUGCGCUUCCAGUUGCAGGCCUCCUCUCCUGAGAUCUGCAGGGCCUGGGUCAAUGAUGUUGUUCAGAUCUUGGAAUCCCAGCGCAACUUCCUCAAUGCCUUACAGUCACCUAUUGAGUACCAGCGGCGAGAGAGCAAGUCUAAUAGCCUGGGCCGCAGCAUGAGGCCACCUCUGUCUGCUGCCAGUGCCCUUCGACCCCACUCCUCCGCCUCCAUUGAUCGUCAUAAACUGCCCUCCCUUCACUCUCACAACACCUCCCUGCCCACGCUCUACCUGCCUAGCCAAGGCCAAGGCCAAGGACCCAGCGAGACAUACUCACAGCGGGACCCCACUGUGGCCCAGCCAUGCCCUGCUGACUCCCACACUGUUUCUCCAUCACAUGUUCAACUGGGCUUCACUGAUCAGCCAAACUGUCAAGCUGUGUCAAAUGGGCUGUACACACCCACCACACAAAGUGCACAGCAGAGAGCAGGAGAGGGCUGCAGAAGGGGCCAGGCUGUUGAUGCUGGGAGCCAGGCUCCAUUUUCUGGCCUCUCAGCUGGACGACGUCCCAGCAACCUGGCUCAGCUAGCUGAGGAUGACCUAUGAACUCUGAUGCUAUCUGUCUCCCGUCUACUGUCUGUUUAGGCCAGGCUGGACCCUCAAAUGUUUCAGUUGUGAUUUCUGGAAGAUAAUGAAGGAAUAUAUGAAGGAAUUAUGGGCUGCAACUAUAAAAUGACUUUGCUCCUGUUUUUAUGCAGCAGUGACUAUGCCACCUUGAGUGUACAUGAACAGCACCCAGAAUGAUGUUACUGGGCUUAGAGUGAAAACACUCAAGGAACACUCAGUGUUAUGACAAUUUUUGUUUUUUACCUGUUUUGAGAGCUUGUACCAGACUAUUUUCUCUUUCAAAGGGCAAUCGGAAUUUGUUUGGAGAAAAAAUAUCCAUUCCUAAUUGGGGCGGUCACUGGAGUUUCAUGUGUGCCUGAAUGGAUGCUUAUGCAGCAAUGUGUGGAUGUGUUUCAGUGCGUGAGUGUGCGCAAGGAGUGGCAGUGGCUCCUCUUGUACUCUCUGGUAAUUUUUUUUUUUUGAUGCCCCAUUUUGAAGACAAGUACAGCUACAUUAAUACAUUUUGUCAUUCCCCUGCUGACAACUGAGUUUGCUGUUUAUGUCAACAAGAAUGGGAAAGGCAGAACACUUGAUGUGAACAUGCCACAAGGACUCGAAUUUCAACUAAAAGCAAAAAACUUUCUUUCUUGCCACAGUGUUGAGAGCUCCUGUGUGCUCUCUUAUUCUGUUUGACUGGCCCACAUUUGAUCUGGACAAAAAAGGUAUGAGAGAGCCCCCUGGAGGUUCUCUGUGGGUAUGACGUCACUUCAAAAAUUCUUUGUGCUCUUUGGGCAACUCCAGAGGAGUUGCUACAUACAGUAGGUGCAUUCAAAGGGACUGCCGUGCUGACCCAAAGUGUUACAUGCAACAUCCCCUUGGUGAUUGACUGGCACAAUGCUACUUUACACAGAUCUUUCUUUCCAGGCUGAAGUGGUUUUGGGGACACAAGUCCUUAAAAGUGCAUUGGUAUAAACAAAUAUGAAUUGUUUUAUUAGUCCACUGUUGUCAUGUCAAGGCUGUGCACCAUUUCUAUAAUCUCUUGCUUUUGCCCUCAUGGACUAAAUCCUAUACAGUGCAUACCAUAAAGGCAAUCAUACAUUUCCACUUGUAAGAUGAAGAAGGAACCAGGUAGGCCAGGAAAUUUUACCGUUCCAGUUGGUUAAAAUGAAGGAUAAUAUGUUGCUGGAUAAUGUUGAAGAAUCUGCAUGCUCCCUCUUCCUCGGACAGCAGUGCCAAAAACAGCAGCUCACCACUGAAACGUUUCAUGCUCUUACGCCAUCCUCUGCUACUCUUACUAAACGAUCGUAAAUAUCUGUAUUAUUAUCUGGAUUGUAAUGCCUAAGUGGCAAAAAGAGGAGAAUGGAAUAGAUCAAGUGGGCUACCGUGUCAAUCUCAGGCCAGUUCUUCUUUGUAGCCUAUAGAGGUCCCCACAAUGCUUAAUCAUCCAUCUUAGUUGGAUCAUACACCUGCGCCAAAGAUCAAUAGGCCUCAUGUUUCAGUGCUCACAAUGAAGCAAAAGCUGCUCAAUAAUCUGUCCAAACAAUAAUAAAUUACACUGACAGGUGAGACAUUAGGUGAAUGAAACCACCUCACAUAAUCCAUAUGUAGUUAAAGUGAACUGGCAUGUAUGGGAAUUACUGAUCAACACAAUGUAAUACCACUACAGAGAACCAAAAGCAAGGACAUUAAACCAAGAGAACAUUGUUUAAUAUUGUGUUUGACUGAGUAGAAACUGUUGUAUCAUAUCAAAUUAAAAGUGUCUUUUUGAAACCGA
Molecule: messenger RNA, 2950 nt
Organism: Micropterus salmoides (largemouth bass)
Lineage: Eukaryota; Metazoa; Chordata; Actinopteri; Centrarchiformes; Centrarchidae
Product: rho guanine nucleotide exchange factor 25-like
Biological process (GO): axon guidance
Cellular component (GO): plasma membrane; cytoplasm
Molecular function (GO): guanyl-nucleotide exchange factor activity
Source: RefSeq, a predicted model, not a curated record